CCUUGCGCGCUCCAUCUCCGCCGACACCGGGUGCCCGCGGCCACCGCCGACGCCCCCUCCCCCGCAUCACCCCCCGGGGGGCCGGGAGGAAUCCGGACAUUCCCCACCCUGGACCGAGCCGACUGCGGGACUGAGCUGAGCGGAUCCCGCGGCCGCUCCGGACGCCGCCCCGGCCGGAGCGCGGACACUCUGGGUCCCGGCUGAGCGCAUCCUGGGCGCCCAGCGGUGCCAGCUCGCGGGCAGGGCAGAGCACCCGGAAGGAUUCGGGACCCUGCGGAUCUGGACUGGACAGAGAGAAUCGCGAACCGUGAGGAUCCCUGGGAAUGCCAGGCUGAGGGGAUCCCGACGCCCUCCCCAGCCCUCCGACUUUGGCUCACGCUCCGGAACCGGCCCAGUGUUGCCUCGGCCGUCCUGCGCCCGGGUCACCUGUGGCCUCGGAGCCCCGAGCCCGCCGGACCCUCGCUCAUAUCGUCCCGGAGCCUGGCGGAGGUGGUGAGAGAUUUUUCCUGCCCCCUUCCCCGAAGCGCGGAGGCCCCGCCCCCUCCCACCGCCCAGAUGUCUCUGGCUGACGCUCCGAGGACCUUCCUGAGGCCAGGGUCCGAAGGGUCCAGAGAGAGAAGCCCGCCCUAGGGAGCCUUGGGGGCCCCCCAACCUCUCCUUGGGGCUUGGCCCCCGAAGCUGCUUGGAGGAAAGGCCGGUGCCCCCACCCUCGGGGGCUGCCCUCCUCGGAUCCAGCUUCCUCUCCAGCGCUGCCCAUGUCUGGAGCCCCCUCCACACCUGGAAGACCCUGACCACUGUCCCUCUGCAGUUUCAGUUGCCUCCAGAGACCUCUGCCUUUGCAACUGCCUAGGAGUUGCGAGGGGAUUGUUGCCUUUCCCCAUCCCAAGGGCAUCUCUUACCCUUAGUUCUUGCAGAAUCAUCCCCCUGCCUCAGCAACCAGGUUCAGGCAAAGAUAGGCUCUGUGCACCACAGGCACUCCAAGUCCUGGAAGCUGUUCUUUGGACCCAAGGCCCCUCCCCUUGCCCUUCUGUGUCCUCACUUUGAACCCCCCCCCCCUUGUCAUAUUCUGUCUCCCUCUGGGUGCUCCAUUCCCCACCCAGGGGCAAAGUAGGUGUAGUGGCAGGCUGCACGGUCUGGGUGAAGGCUGCCCAAGGCCAGGGUGGGCUGGGGGGCCGUUAAGAUGUGGAGCUCUGCCCGACCGAGGGGGGCUCGGUGGAGGCAGACGAAGUGUGUGCCCCCCUGGGGCGAGUAUGGGCAGGCCUGCGGCCACGUGGUGAAGGAUGAACAUUCGGGGUGCCCCAGACCUCGGGCAGCCCAGUGACGAUCCCAACAGUGGUGGAGAGCGGGAGCGGAUUCGACAGCGCAUGAAGAUGGUCAUCGGGCAGCUCGAAGGCAUUCUGAGGGAACUCAAGGAGGUGGCCAAGGAACUGAGGGAGGUGGUAAGUCAGAUCGACAAGCUAACCUCCGACUUUGACUUUGAACUGGAGCCAGACGACUGGACCACCGCCACUGUGAGCAGUACCUCCAGCAGCGACAAAGCAGGAGUAGGGGGCCCCUUUGACCUGGGCCACCUGGACUUCAUGACAGCUGAUAUCCUCUCAGACAGCUGGGAGUUCUGUUCCUUCCUGGACGUCUCUACCCCAUCAGACUCUGUGGAUGGUCCAGAGGCACCACGGCCAGGCACUGGCCCUGACUACCGACUCAUGAAUGGUGGCAUGCCCAUCCCCAAUGGACCACGAGUGGAGACACCAGACUCUUCCAGUGAGGAGGCCUUCAGUGCCGGCCCUAUGAAGGGUCAGGUAUCCCAGCGGACCCCAGGGACACGGGAGAGAGUACGGUUUAGUGACAAAGUGCUUUACCAUGCUCUGUGCUGUGAUGAUGAAGAGGGGGAUGGUGAAGUGGAGGAGGAGGCGGCAAGCCUGGCCCCAGAGCUGCCCCAUAUGGAGCCCCAUUCAGGCCCCCUCAAGCCUUCCCCAGCCCCCUACAAGACCAGGCGCUCUCCACUGACCACCAGAUGCUCAGGCCCCACGUUGGCCCCAGAACAGACCCGAAGGAUUACAAGGAACAGCAGCACCCAAACAGUAUCAGACAAGAGCACGCAGACAGUGCUGCCCUAUACGGCCACCAGACAGAAAGCCAAGGGCAAGAACUAGGGGCUGGGUGGGGGGAAUGCAUAGAGCUAUAAAUAUAUAUAUAUAUAUUUAAACAAACACAGUCAUAAUAAAAUUCAUAAAUACUAAGGAUCCGGGCCCAUCGGCCCCCAAAACUUCAGAAAGCUCAUCCUAAAAUAAUCAGAUGUACAGAGUCACCCUCCCCUCCCCAUGGCAGGACUCCUGAAGAGACUCUAACCCCACCCACACAUAGGUCCCCAGCACCACAGAGGUGUGUGGCUGCUGGCUUGGGUUAUGUCCUAGAGGGAAUUCAAAAGCUGGAGGUAGGCUAAAGGAGCAGUAUCCCAGGGUAGGGCUCACAUGAGAGACUGAGAACACAGAGUCAGGGUUGACAUCACUCUGGCUGGACCCUGGGUGACAAACACCCCCAUUCUUCUCCCAGGUAGACCUAUGCCUCUCCAACCUAAUGCAGAGUUGCCAGGAGAGAUGACCCUGCUUUACCUCCUGUAUCUUAGGUUGCUCUGGACACUGAGAAGGACAUCUGUUUCUGGGGCAGUUUUUACUGCUGGGAAGCUGGCAAUCACAGAGCCUGCAGGACCCUGAGAGCCUGGUUCACCAUGAUCCUUUCAGCUCCCAUUCUUUGCUCAUUCUAGGUGGUUCAGAAUCUCAGGUCAUAGCCCUGAGCAGACCAGAAGUCUGUGAACAAGGUGCAGCAGCUGUCACCAUGCUCUGGACCAAGUCACAAAUGCUAUUGGCCACUUCCUUCAGGCAGGCAGCUAAAAGUGGUGUACCAUGUCCCCACCCAGUCCCCGCUUCUCCGGCUCACCUUAGCAAGCCCUGAACGGAGAUAAGGAAAGAGUGUAGAGGCAACAGAGCUUCACCUGUAGCACAUCCUGCCCAGAGACCAUAUCUAAAUAUCCUGGGGAUGAUAGUGGCAAUCAUCUCUCACAUUUACUGGGCAGGUCACUGCGCCACUAAUAACCAUAAUGCAAUUUGCAGCAUUAUCUCAUUGCUUCACUUUUCACAUGAAAAGACUAAGGUUCAGAGCAAUAAAGUAACUGGCCCCAGGUCACAGAGCCCCUGCCCUCCUGCCCCUGCUGAACAAGUGGCUUGUAGGUUGUGCCUGGCCCUGCCAUCUAGAACUGUGUAACCUUGAACAAAUCCAUUUGCCUCUUUGAGCCUUUCUACCUCAUCUGUAAAAUGGAUCUGAUAACCUUCACCCACCUCAGUAGCAGCUACAAGGCUCCAGGGAGAUGAGGAGUAUACACUCACUCGAUAAACUGAAGGCACUGCACCUCUACUGUGGCCAGUGUAGGCCAGCCCAUAGUUUCAGUGACUUCCAGUCUUGGGGGCCUGAGAGGAUGGGGAAAGAAACCAUCCCAAGUCACAAGCACUACAUGCCUUUGUCCCUUGGAACAGCUGGAGACCUGGGGAUGGCCACAGCGUGACUCAGCUCCCCCUUCCUCUCUCCCCACCCCCAGCAGAGAGGUGAGGUGAAUGAACUGGUGAAGCUGUCACUCCUGGGGCCUCCCUACUGCAAUGUUCAUUAAGGCAGCAGGACAGUCCUCUAGGUCUAUCGGGAGGUGCCUUAUGAUCUGCCAGUACCCCUGCUUCUGCCUGGGAAGGCGCUGUCCAGCCCUAGCAUAGGAUCCAAUAGCCUAGUCAGGAGAGGAUACAAGGACAUGAUGGGGAGAUCUGGCAGACCUGGCGUGGCCACAGGGUGAGAUCUGUCUCUACUGUGGGGAGGACAGAGUCCUACAGACAGCAUGGUGCAGCCUCCAUAGUGGAAAAGAGGUGGCUGGAGUGAGUUCUUCCCAGCCCAGGCCUCUGAGCUGGGGGCUGAGCCCUUCUGUCAGCCCAGGAAACCCUCGGGCCUCACCAGCAAUGGAAUGGGAUCCCAAAGCUUCUUAGGACUUGAAACAGAAUGUGUCCACCCAGAGAGAGAAAGGGAAUUCUACCUGUCAGAGCCACUCAGAUCAGUGACAAGACCCUGCUUCAAAGGACAAGGGCCAGCAGGGUCCUGCCCUCCCUGUCAGUGAGCUGGGGAAUCCCCACUCACCCCAUUCUCUCUCUGAGACUUGUUUUUCCUCUCCAUGGAUAAUAUUAUAUUUCUCAUCUUUUCAACAGUCAGGGAAAUGAAACCUCAUUUCACAGGGGAAGGAACAGAGGCCUAGAGCCAGGAUCUUUGACAGAACACAGGAUGAGGACAUUUUUCCCUUCUCAGACCCCUCCUCUAACCUUGGCUCAUAUGGCAAUAUGUGGUCAUGGUUGAGAUCUACCACUUGUACCCAGAUGGGGCAUAGUGUGACUGUGUCCUGGUUUUGAAGUGGUUAUCGGUCCACUAUGGGGAAGGCCCAGAAAGCACUUGACUGCCUCACUGGAUCUGGGCCUCACUGGCAAUGGGUUAGGAUCCCCAGGACUUCUUAAAACUUGAAACACAGACCUACCCACCCAGGGAGAGAAAGCUUUCUGACCAUCAGAGCAGGUGAACCAGGAACCUGCACCCCUAGGGAAGGAGGGCCUGUCCUUGGGGCACACACGUCCUGGUCCCUUUUCCACCAAGCCAGUUCUGCUUCUGUUCCUCUCUGCCCCCAGACUGCUCUGCUGGUGUCUGGGUUUGCUCUUGGGGAGCAGAUCUGCUACUAGGAAGUCCGAUUUCACCCACCACCUGCUGUGAGCAUUUUCUGGUAGAGGUGGGAGGGAGCUAAGCUGGCCCUGGCAACAGAGAGGAGUCUAAGCAUAAUAAAUAGCUCCCAUUUAAUGAGAGCAUACUACGCACUGGCAUUGUGAAAGCACAUGCCUUAUCUCAUUCAUUCCUCACAGAAAUGGUGAGAUAUGUAAUUUUACUUGAGCCUAUUUUCCAGGUAGGGAAACUGAGGUUCUGAGAAGUCAAGUAGCUUGCUAAAGGACACACAGUGUGAGUUAGGGAACUGGGUUGAGGGGUCAUCAAAGCCUGAUCCCACUUUGGUAAAAUGGGCACAUUGUGGUAUACCCUCAUGCCUGAGAAUAAAGAGAAUUCCUAUCUCCA
Nannospalax galili (Upper Galilee mountains blind mole rat) is the source of this 5139-nucleotide messenger RNA. It is a transcript of the gene Insyn1, whose product is annotated as inhibitory synaptic factor 1. The record is from RefSeq and is a predicted model, not a curated record. Gene Ontology annotation, biological process: inhibitory postsynaptic potential. The transcript is spliced from 3 exons. NCBI's taxonomy places the organism in Eukaryota, Metazoa, Chordata, Mammalia, Rodentia, Spalacidae. Bases 1281 to 2153 code for a protein of 290 amino acids. Gene Ontology annotation, cellular component: postsynaptic density.